UGGACAGCCCAAAACUCAGGAGGUUAAGAAGGAACUCACAGACAGGGACGUUUAGGAGGGUUUUGACAUUACUCUUACAAAACAUAAGGGGCAGUAAGUUGUACCAUGAAAGUCCAAGGCUUAUAUGCGUACUAUAUACAGCUCCAACAUAUGGUCCAUGUAGGACUUUGAAGCCAAUUCUUAGUAAGGUGAUUGACAAGUUUGAUCAAAAUGUACAUUUUGUUGAAACUGAUAUUGAGGACAAUCCGCAAAUAGCAGAAGCAGCUGGUAUUAUGGGUACCCCAUGUGUUCAAUUUUUCAAAAACAAGGAAAAUUUGAGGUUGUUUUUCUUCUAUACUCCUGGUGCUUGUCCAACUGUCAAAUCUGGUUCAAAGGGAAAGCGCCAUCGUUUGAUACUGACUAAAACCCUUGAGUGGACCUUAAAUUGGUGCAUACUACAGAGCAUGUUUGAUAGAACCCCGGUGGAGUUGGAAGGUUUGAGAAAAGCAAACAUUCGAGAUGGCGUUGCAGUGGUGCAAUAUCUUGUCUGGUUGGAUAAGCAGAUGCAGGAGAUAUAUGGGGUUUCUGGUUACUUCUUGGAGGGAGACGAAGUGACUAAGAAAAAACAAUUGUAAGUUCAUUUUUUGUUUUUUUGUUUUUUUUUUUUUUUUUUAGGUUGAUAUGCAACAUCUAACAUUUGAUUGAAAUACUAGUUGAGAUGUAUUGUAGCCUAAAUAUUGCCUGAAAGAGGAAUGUAAAAGGACAUAAACCGUAUCAGACAACUUGUUAGUACACAACUUGUGUAUAUUUCUAUGUGUCUGCAUGCAAUGCU
This is a messenger RNA of Ziziphus jujuba (common jujube), 811 nucleotides long. RefSeq names its product probable Xaa-Pro aminopeptidase P. The record is from RefSeq and is a predicted model, not a curated record. Lineage: Eukaryota; Viridiplantae; Streptophyta; Magnoliopsida; Rosales; Rhamnaceae. The transcript has 5 exons. The coding region runs from base 273 to 614 and encodes 113 amino acids.